AUCUAUCUCCUGCCGAGUUCAGGGUCUAAAGUCAAAGUUUAGACUUCACAGUGUGUUUGUCAUCCCUUCCGCCUGCUCAAUUGCCAAGUUGAUCCUCAUUCAAGAUUUCCAAGCCGUAUCCGUUCUUAUUAGGGCGACUCCCAAGGACACACACUGCUGCGACCCCUGCCCAGUCACCAACUGACCCUCCCAUGAAGCUGGGAACCAGUGAACCAAUGAACUGGUGACCAAAAGCAAUGGAGCCUCCCCCCAAGAGGAGACGUCUCAGUGUCGAGCCUGUCGAGUCAGAUCCCACAGGCACACCCGACCCAUCGACUCCUCGCUCGCUCAGCCAUCCUGUCAGUCCUCCGAGGAAGCGAAGAAGUCGUCAGACAGCUGCCCAGGGUCAGGACAACGAGGAUGAGGAACAUACCCAAACCACGCCUGCACCUCCUGCACCUUCUGCACCAACUGAAGCCCCUUCAGCUCAUGAAACAAACCACGCCUUCAAGUCGCCUUUCCAGCUCACCUGGAUUCGAGAUCUCCCUGCCGCUGCCAAUACUGAUGCCGUCACCCUCCGAGACAUCCUCGGUGACCCCUUGAUUGCGCAAUGCUGGCAGUUCAACUACCUACACGAUAUUGACUUCCUCCUCUCGCAUUUCGAUGAGGACACAAAACAUCUGGUUCAAGUUCAUGUAGUCCAUGGCUUCUGGAAGAAAGAGGACACGGGCCGUCUGAUGCUCCAGGAGCAGGCCCAUAGGCACAAGAAUGUGACACUCCACUGCGCCUUUAUGCCUGAGAUGUUCGGCACCCAUCACUCCAAAAUGAUGAUUCUCAUUCGCCAUGAUGAUACAGCCCAGGUCGUCAUCCACACGGCCAACAUGAUUGCGAGAGACUGGACAAAUAUGACCCAGGCGGUCUGGCGAAGCCCUCUUCUUCCUCUACAGAAGGCAACUCCUGGUCAUAGCACACCAGACAACUCGGUCGCAUUUGGUAGUGGUGAGAAAUUCAAGAUUGACCUACUGAAUUACCUUAGAGCAUACGACCACCAAAGGAGGACAGCCUGCACGACAUUGGUGGAAAAGCUGGAGAAGUUUGAUUUUUCUGCCAUCAGGGCUGUUUUGAUCGCAUCAGUCCCUGGCCGCCACCUUAUUCACGACGAUUCUGAGACGAGAUGGGGCUGGGCAGGCCUUCGGCAGGCGCUGAAAAACGUGCCGGUGCAAGACGGUGAGUCUGACAUUGUGGUUCAGAUCUCGAGCAUUGCCACCUUAGGGCCGACAGACACCUGGCUCCGCCGCAGCCUGUUCGACUCUCUCAAGGCCUCGAGGAACACCACUCAGACGCAGCCCAAUUUCAAGAUCGUGUUUCCUACCCCUGACGAGAUCCGGCGCAGCCUGGACGGCUACGAGAGCGGAGGCUCUAUACAUACGAAGAUCCAGUCUGCGCAGCAAGCCAAGCAGCUCCUGUAUCUGAAACCCAUGUUCUGUCACUGGGCGAACGACGCGCCACGAGGACGUCAACUCAAACCUGACUCCUCAUGUAAAGAGGCAGGCCGCAAGCGAGCCGCGCCGCAUAUCAAAACUUACAUCCGGUACGGUGAGAAAUCGAUCGACUGGGCGCUCACCACUUCGGCGAAUCUAUCCAAGCAAGCAUGGGGAGAAGCAGCCAACUCGUCGGGGGAGGUGCGGAUCGCCUCGUACGAGAUUGGCGUUCUGGUCUGGCCGGCGCUCUUUUCCAAAAAAGCGAAGAUGGUCGGCACGUUUCAGACAGACAGGCCAGAGGAGAGCACGGAGACGCCCAUCGUUGGCCUUCGCAUCCCGUACAACCAUCCUCUCCAGGCGUAUGGCGCGGAUGAGAAGCCGUGGGUCGCCACGGCAAGCUACCAGGAACCCGACUGGAAAGGUCGGGUGUGGUCGGUGUAGCGGCCGCAGUCCUGCCCGGCUCAAUCGACUCACAUGAUCUGGACACACGUAGACUUGUUACAAGAUUAGUCCGUCCA
Molecule: messenger RNA, 1978 nt
Organism: Diaporthe batatas
Lineage: Eukaryota; Fungi; Ascomycota; Sordariomycetes; Diaporthales; Diaporthaceae
Exons: 2
Coding region: 237-1901 (554 amino acids)
Biological process (GO): single strand break repair; double-strand break repair
Cellular component (GO): nucleus
Molecular function (GO): double-stranded DNA binding; single-stranded DNA binding; 3'-tyrosyl-DNA phosphodiesterase activity
Source: RefSeq, a predicted model, not a curated record